Pyricularia pennisetigena is the source of this 768-nucleotide messenger RNA. RefSeq lists its product as uncharacterized. The transcript is spliced from 4 exons. Bases 1 to 768 code for a protein of 255 amino acids. The record is from RefSeq and is a predicted model, not a curated record. Gene Ontology annotation, molecular function: hydrolase activity. NCBI's taxonomy places the organism in Eukaryota, Fungi, Ascomycota, Sordariomycetes, Magnaporthales, Pyriculariaceae.
AUGUUGAUCAAGGAAAGUCACGCCGACGUGCAGACCACCGUCAAUGGCGUCGAUUCCACUAUGAUCACCGGUCCUGUGGCACGUUUCGCUCGGCAAAUCGCUGGCCAGGGGUACAUCGUGGCGGCCCCAAGCAGCUAUCACGACUUCACAGGGCCUGAGCCUCUGGCCUACGAUGUUCCUGGAACGGACCAAGGCAAUGAAUGGAAAAUCAAGAAGACACUUGAGUCGUACGACGAGGACUCUCACAAGUCGGUAGACUACCUCCUCAGUCUUCCUACCUGCACUGGCUUGAUCGGGGCCACAGGAAUGUGCCUAGGGGGGCAUCUUGCACUCAGGGCUAGUUUGGACCCUCGCAUCUCAGCUUGUGUUGCAUACUUUGCCACCGAUGUCCACUCACGGACCCUGGGUCCUUACGACAGCGCCAACACAGCAUAUGAUGCCCCAGCCAACUCGAAUCAUACAAUCGACCAUCUCUCAAAGCUCAAGGCCGAAGUUGCCAUGAUCUUCGGUAUCAAGGAUACGCACGUGCCUGAUGCAGGUCGAGACUUGAUCCGACAGAAGCUGCGCGAGGCUGGUGCCGUGUUCAGUUUCUAUGAGUUCGCGUGGGCGCAACACGCCUUUAUUCGCGAUGAACUCAGUAAAGGUCGCUACGACCCGGCAAUAACCAAGGUCUGCUUUGAAGUUUUGCUCGAGCUUUUUGGCCGUGUACUCAAGACAGACUUGGGGCCGCGGGAUGGAACUGAGCAAAAGGUUGAACACGUCUGCUGA